Molecule: messenger RNA, 786 nt
Organism: Penicillium brevicompactum
Lineage: Eukaryota; Fungi; Ascomycota; Eurotiomycetes; Eurotiales; Aspergillaceae
Exons: 3
Coding region: 1-786 (261 amino acids)
Biological process (GO): glycerol transmembrane transport; water transport
Cellular component (GO): plasma membrane
Molecular function (GO): water channel activity; glycerol channel activity
Source: RefSeq, a predicted model, not a curated record
AUGAUCUCACGUCGGGAACUCAAGCCCUAUGUGGCCGAGUUCCUUGGAACCGCCCUGCUGAUCGUCAUUGGCGAUGGAGUCGUCGCCCAGUGUCUGCUGUCCAACUGGUACUACGGCACUUGGCUGUCAAUCAACUUGGCCUGGGCUUCUGCUGUCGCCCUCUCCGGCUACUUAGCUGACCCCAGUCCGUCCAUUAACCCGGCCGCGACCCUCGCUCUCGCCCUGGUGCGUCCAUCGGCGGGCCAGUGGAGACAAAUUCCCGGCAAGCUGGCGGCACAGUUCCUGGGUGGCUUUGUCGGUGCCGCAAUCGUGUACAUUAACUACCGUUCAGCCAUCAAGGACUGGGAUCCGGAAUACACGAUCCCCGGUGGAUCGAUUCUGAGCCCCACCGGUCACCACUCCGCGGGUAUCUUCUCGACCUACCCGGCUGCUUUCUUCAAGUCCAACUGGGAAGGUGUAUUCUCCGAGGGGCUGGGCGCCGCGGUGCUCAUGUUUGUUCGCCUCCUUUUGCUGCUUCUCAUGAUUGGCGCGGCAUUGGGUUGGCAGACCGGCUACGCUAUUAACCCCGCUCGAGACUUCGGUCCUCGCUUGUUCUCUGCCAUUCUCUAUGGCCGAGAGGUCUUCACCGCAGCCAACUACUAUUUCGUCGUCCCGCUCUUUGCCCCUAUCAUCGGCUGCAUUGUGGGUGCGGCGACUUAUGAUAGCUUGCUCUUUGAGGGUGAGGGUUCCCGCGUUACCGACGCUCUGGACAAAGCCGAAGGUCACGGAUCCCUUCGACUGGACUAG